AUGGCCGGACGUACUUCCCAACAGCAGCAGCAGCUGAAGUCCCAGCAAGGACCAAAGGUUCAUCGAGGGCAGCAGCAGCAACUGCAGCAGCGACGCUGCGUAAGCUGCAGGAGCAACAUCAGGAGAGGGUGGCGGCGUGGGAGGCCUGGCAGCUGCGACUCCAGCAGGCAAAGGCCGAGGAGGUCGAAUUAUGGACGCCGACACCCUCGCCGUCACCAACAUCGUCGUCACCGCCAUCGCACCACUGCCACCAUCUCAACCACCGUCGCCGCCGCUGCCGAAAGGGUCGCCGCCGAGGGAGACGCGGCUACCGUCGCCGCCAAGGGAGGCCCCGCCGAGGGCACCAACAUCGCCGUCACCAUCGCCGCCGCCUCCUCCGCCGAGGUGGGUGAGGUCGCCGCCGAUGCCGCAAGGGCCGCCGCCGUCGUCGCCGCCGCCGCUGCCAAAAGGGUCGCUUCCGAGGGAGACGCGGCCACCGUCGCCGCCAAGGGAGGCACCGCCGAGGGCACCAACAUCACCGUCACCGUCGCCGCUGCCGCCGCCACGACCGCCGAGGCUGCUCUGCCAGGAGUCGUGCCCCGAGGCCCAGGCACCGAGGAGACCCACGUUGCGAAGGGUGGUGUCGGUGGAGGCCGCCAGGCGAGAGAUGGCCAUCGGCCAUUCGGCCGGGGCCGAAAGGCAGAACUUAUAGCCACCCUGAAGGUUCGCAUCCGUGCAGAAAUUCGUAAACGCAAUUCGACUGUGCCUUUAUCGUCAACAUUUCGCGCGGAAGAUCCAUUUUCGUCUCACUCGAUUUUCGUAACUCAAAAAUCUCGAUUGCCGGAUCUUAAACUCCCAACAUUUAGUGGCGGCUACACUCAAUGGGCCGAUUUUCAUGCCAUGUUUUCGACGAUCAUCGACAAGAAUCCUGGACUCUCGAACAUCGAAAAACUGCAGCACCUGCGCUCCUGCCUCAAGGAUGCGGCCCUCGACACCAUAAAAUCACUGGAAAUCUCUGACAGCAACUACCGUAUCGCUCUUGAUGUAUUAAAUAACAGAUUUAAUAAUAAACGCAUUGUUUUUCAUGCACAUGUUGCACAAAUCUUUGGCCUAAAGACGAUCGAAGCUGGGUCAGUUGGCAAGUUAAGGGAACUUUCUGAUAGGCUUAUCAGUCACAUGCGGGCUCUGCAGGCAUUGGGCGAUCAACAGCAAAUCGCAAAUUGCUUCAUUGUUCAAGCCUUGGUGCAAAAGUUGGAUCCACCUACCCAAGCCAAGUGGGAGGAGUCGUGCUCUGUUGACAAAAUACCAUCGUGGGAGGAGUUUUCGAAGUUCCUGGAAAGACGUUGCCAGACUCUAGAGAAUGUGGAGCUUGCCAUGGCUACCCAUUCAUCCAGCCACUCAUCUGGAAGAACAAAUCGUUCUAGCAAGGCUCUACUAGCUGCCAGUCCAUCACGAUGCCGAUUCUGCAGCGAUAGCGGUCACUCCAUAUAUACGUGCACGAGAUUUGGUAAUCUUUCCCCAGCACUAAGGCUGAAGGAAGUGAAGAAGAUGUCCCUGUGCAUAAAUUGCCUUAAAGACGGGCAACAAUUGCGCUCGUGCAAUUCUAGCGGCUGCAAGAAAUGUGGAUCCAAGCAUCACACAUUGCUUCAUUUGGGAGACGCACCAUUUCCAACGUCAUCUGCAAUGCCACCGCCAGCUCAGCCUGCGCUGGCCCCAGUCAACAUGGCUCAAGGUUCUUCAAAUCAGUACUCACUCGCUUGCACGCUGCCCUCUGACUCAGCUUCUUCCUCUUUCGAAGGACCUCAGGUUUGCAACUUUGUGCUCUUGGCAACUGCUAAUGUUUUUAUUAAAAACAGAGCUGGUAGUCUAAUACCUUGUCGUGCCAUUCUAGAUUCAGGCUCGCAAGUUCACAUUGUAACAUCUAGAUUCGUACACCUUCUUCAACUCAAAAGGAUUAAAUCUGCUGCAGCUGUAUCUGGUCUUGGAGAUUCUAGCUUCAGAACUACAGGAUAUGCUGUCCAGCUGAGUUUAUCAUCCAACUCUACCAAUUACUCUGCAAGUAUUGAAGCCGUGGUUGCAUCCUCAAUUGUCAACGACCAGCCUGACUUCAAUUUCGACUCAUCACCAUGGAAUAUCCCGUCAAAUCUACCGUUGGCUGACCCGGAAUUCAACAAAUCGAAGAGGAUUGACCUUCUCAUAGGAGCAAAUAAAACGCCAGAGCCUAAAGAUCGGAUUGAUGAUCUUCUGCAGCGAUUUUGGGAAUUAGAAUCCUGUCCUUUGGAAAGCUCGAAAUUCACCAGAGAAGAAACGGAAUGCGAGGAGCAUUUCCAAAACACCUUCUUUCGACUACCCACUGGUGAAUACGAAGUGCAGCUACCGAAAACUGGAAAAAUCGAUGGACUUGGAGAGUCAUACCAACAAGCAUUUCGCCGUUUCCUCAACUUGGAGCGAAAAUUGGAACGCCGUCCUGAUGUCAAGGAACAAUACUCUAACUUCAUAAAGGAGUAUCUGGAACUCAACCAUAUGUCGCUUGUACCUCCAGAGGAUAGAAUGCACUGCAGAUUCUUCCUCCCGCAUCAUUGCGUAUUUAAAGAGGAUAGCACGACCACCAAACUGCGUGUCGUAUAUGAUGGAUCAGCAGCUUCAUCAUCUGGAAUUUCGUUGAAUGACACGUUGAUGGCAGGACCUACCAUACAGGCUAAGCUCUUCAAUAUUCUUAUCCGUUUUCGUACCUUUGCAGUGGCUCUCACUGGAGAUAUUGGGAAGAUGUAUCGCUGUGUUCGAAUAGCCAAGUCAGACAGCUAUUUGCAAUGCAUUAUCUGGCGCGGUUCUGAUCAGGAUGACAUCAGCAUCUACAAGUUGGAUACCGUAACAUACGGUACCAAACCCGCCGCCUUCCUAUCUGUUCGAGCGAUGCAUCAGUUGGCCAUGGAUGAGCAGUCGACAUAUCCUGUAGGAUCUCAAAUCGUCAGACGUGAUUUUUAUGUGGAUGACUUGAUCACCGGAGGCAGUUCCAUUGAAGAAGUCGAGGAUAUUCUUCACCAAACAAAGGAUUUGCUAUCGAAAGGCCACUUCAUGCUUCGGAAGUGGUGCUCCAAUAUACCAGUCGUUCUCGAAAAUGUUCCAGAAGAGGAGAAAGAAUCAUUCCUGAAGUUUCACGAUGGAAGCGACAUAACCAAAACUCUCGGAUUGGCUUGGGAUCCUGCAUCAGAUGUCCUUCUUUUCUCGUAUUUGCCUACGCAGUCCACAACCAAGCCAAACAAACGUUCUGUGCUUUCGACAAUAUCCCGAUUCUAUGACCCGCUUGGGCUCAUAAGCCCGGUCAUAACCAAAGCCAAAAUCUUCCUACAGGAGCUCUGGAAGGAGAAGCUACACUGGGAUGAAAGCUUGCCGGAAUCUUUAAGCUCAACCUGGUCCAGUAUAUGCCUUCAGUUUCGCAGCGUAGAAAGGACGACAUUUCCCAGAUUUGCAUUACUACCAAAGGGAUCAAUCGAGAUUCACGGGUUUUGCGAUGCUAGCAUGUCUGCCUAUGGAGCAUGUGUAUAUAUCGUAUCCAGAUCUGCUGACAAAUCGAAUGCUCAACUAUUGUGCGCCAAGUCUCGAGUAGCGCCUUUAAAGACUCUGUCGAUUCCGAAGCUUGAACUAUGCGGAGCGCUUCUGCUGGCCACUCUUCUAAGCGAGCUUCAAAAAAUGGAUAUAUUUUCAGGUCCAUACUUCUGCUGGUGCGAUUCAACCGUAGUCCUAGCUUGGCUAAAUAGAGCCUUGCCCAUGGAAUUGAACGCAUCCGAUCUCUGGUUUCAUGGACCUUCGUUCUUGCUGCUACCGCGAUCCAGCUGGCCGCCAUCCCCUGCCCAAGAGCAGUGCAUACUGGAGCUGCGCAAGGCAACGUGUUUGGUUUUGACGUCACCGAUUGAUCUGACAUCUACGUGCAAAUCACCCACUCUGACUGUUUCAGAUUUACAGAAUGGUACACGCCUUCUAGUUCGAGCGGUGCAGCGAGCUACCAUGUGGGCUGACUUAAAAGCAAUUCAGGCCAACCAUGUCCUGAAGCCAUCGAACUGCCUGUCAUCGCUGUCUCCAUUUGUUGAUGAUUUUGGUCUUCUACGAGCCGGAGGUAGAUUGUCGAACUCAAGUCUGCCCUUUGACUCUCGACAUCCAAUGAUCCUGCCCAGGAAACACCCAAUAUCUUCGGCUAUCAUCAAGCACUUCCACGAAGAAAGCCUUCACGCAGGACCUCGUACACUGCUGGCCAGAAUCAGACUCCACUAUUGGCCCAUCGGGGGAGAAGAACAGUCUCUGCUGUGGUCACCAAACCUGCCAAAGGAUCGCGUGGACUCUUGCAAGGCCUUCACUGUCACUGGAGUGGACUACUGCGGCCCAUUCAUGUAUAAGCCUGAGGGACGCAAGCGCCAGCCGCUGAAGUGCUACAUAUGCAUUUUUAUAUGCUUUGCAACCAAAGCAGUUCACAUGGAACUAGUGGCUGAUUUAUCCACACCAACAUUCUUGGCAGCCCUCAGACGCUUUAUUGCAACAAGAGGUCGUCCCAAAUGCAUUUGGUCUGAUAAUGCAACCAACUUUACUGGAGCCAAGAAUGAGCUUGCCGAACUUCGUCGCUUAUUCCUAGCUGAGGACCAUUUGAAGGCAAUCGAGAGCUUCUGUCUAGCAGACUCCAUCGAAUGGAAAUUCAUUCCACCCAGAUCGCCUCACUUUGGAGGGCUUUGGGAGGCCUCAGUUAAGACAGCCAAGCAUCAUCUUUAUCGCACUAUUUCGCAAUCCACACUUGGAUUUGAUGAGUUGCGCACCAUCAUUUGCAUGAUCUCGGCUAUCAUCAACUCUAGACCGCUGCUACCCCUAUCAGAGGAUCCAGCAGACCUUGAUGUCCUGACUCCAGCACAUUUUCUAACUGGCGGUCCUGCUACCAGCUUCUGCGAACCAGAUCUCUCUAACCUGAAUGUCAACCGACUUGAUCGUUGGCAGAAAAUUUCUUAUUUGCAGGAAACUUUUUGGAAACGCUGGCGUGAAGAAUACCUGACGAUCUUUCAGCAGAGAUCCAAGUGGCGUUCUCCUCAACCCAGUCUGCAAGUCAACGAUGUCGUCCUCGUCAAGGAUGAAAAUCUACCACCAUUCAAAUGGCCAUUAGCUCGUGUGCUAGAGCUGAUAAAGGGGAAGGAUGAAAUCUGUCGAGUCGCUGUCCUGAAGACCGCAACAGGAAUAACCAAGAGAGCUGUCGCCAAACUGUGCCUUUUGCCUACGAAGGAUGAUGUUGAAAGCCCUGGCCUUCCAACGGGGGGAGAAUGCUUGGUCCAGCCCAAACAACUUAAAUAA
This is a messenger RNA of Drosophila ficusphila, 5304 nucleotides long. RefSeq lists its product as uncharacterized. Gene Ontology annotation, biological process: DNA integration. NCBI's taxonomy places the organism in Eukaryota, Metazoa, Arthropoda, Insecta, Diptera, Drosophilidae. The record is from RefSeq and is a predicted model, not a curated record. The transcript has 6 exons. Gene Ontology annotation, molecular function: nucleic acid binding. Bases 1 to 5304 code for a protein of 1767 amino acids.